Molecule: messenger RNA, 3379 nt
Organism: Passer domesticus (house sparrow)
Lineage: Eukaryota; Metazoa; Chordata; Aves; Passeriformes; Passeridae
Product: mitogen-activated protein kinase kinase kinase 11-like
Biological process (GO): signal transduction; protein phosphorylation
Cellular component (GO): cytoplasm
Molecular function (GO): ATP binding; protein kinase activity
Source: RefSeq, a predicted model, not a curated record
AUGACGUCACAGCGGCGGGACACGCCCCUCUCCCGUUGGACACGCCCCUUUCGUUGCUCCCCGCCCGUUCGGCGGGGAGGCCACGCCCCUUUCCGGGUGUGGGCGUGGCCACGCCCGCCGUGCCCCCCGAGCGCGCAGGGCGCCCCCCAGCGGCGCCGGGCGCCAGCGCCCCCCCCCGGCCUUGGGGGAGGGGGCGCACACGGGACCCCUCCCCAGCCCGGUAUCCGCUCCCGGGCCCGCCCCAAGCCCCGCUCACGGUGCCCCGUGAGACCCCCGGGGCGCCAGCGCCUCCCCCGGCCCGGUGCGGGGGUCCCGGUGUCACCGCCGCCCCCCCCCUCCCCGCCUCGGCCUCUCGUCCGGUCCCCCCCCAACCCAACCCACCCCCCCACCCACGGCGUCCGGUGCCCCCGGCCCGCCCCGUCCGGCGCUGGUUCCUUUUCCUUUGUCCCGGUGACAAUGUCCCGGCUCCGCCUUCCCGGGGCCGCCUCAGCCAGCGCGGGGAUCCGCCGGAGCCCCGGCAGCGCCGAGCGGCCGGGCCGCCCCCUGCCCCCGCCCGGGGGUCGCCGCCGGACGCCGCUUCCUCCCCGCCCCGGGCCGCGGGGGCUGCGGCGGGACCAGGCGGGGACGGGAGCGGGGCCCCGGGGAGGAGGGGAGCGGGCACGGGGAGCGAGGGCAGCGGGCAGCGGGGCGGGGGCGACCCCCGGGGUCCGCCGGGGGUUGUGGCGGCUGGGGAGGGGGCGCGGGGACCCCCGGGGGGCUGCAGGGACCCCUCGGAGCCGCGGGGAUCCCCGGGGAGCGGCAGAGGCUACCCCCCCUGGCACCCAUAGACCCCCCCUGGUCACCCCCAGACCCCCCCCGAGCACCUUCAGGACCCCCCAGCCCCCCACAGGACCCCCCAAGCCCCCCCAGCGCCAUCGCAGGGGGCCGGGGCUGGGGGGGGGAGCAGCCCAUGGAGUGGGGCCGGGCAUCCCCCUCCCCAUCCCCCCCGGCGGGGUCUCACUCCCCCUCCCCACCCCUCUCCCCAUCGCCCCCCCUUUCCCCCCUCUUCCGCAGCGCUCCCUCUCCCCUUUCCCCCCCUCCCCGAGGGGGUCCCGCUCCCCUUCCCCAUCCCCGGGGGGCUCCCGCUCCCCCUCCCCUCCAUCCCCAGGGGGGUCCCGCUCCCCCUCCCCUCCCUCCCCGGGGGGCUCCCGCUCCCCGUCCCCCCCGGGCGGUUGGGAGCCGGCGCGGGCGGCCUUCGGGGAGCUGCGGCUGGAGGAGGUGAUCGGGGCCGGGGGCUUCGGCCGCGUGUUCCGGGGCACCUGGCGGGGCCAGGUGGUGGCGGUGAAGGCGGCGCGGGGGGACGCGGGGGCGGCGGGGGCGGCCAGCCUGCGGCGGGAGGCUCGGCUCUACGCCCGCCUGCGGCACCCCAACGUGGUGGCGCUGCGGGCCGUGUGCCUGGAGCCCCCCCACCUGUGCCUGGUGAUGGAGUUUGCGGCGGGGGGGCCGCUCUCCAGGGCGCUGGCCGGCCGCAGGGUGCCCCCCGCCGUCCUGCUGGACUGGGCGCGCCAGGUGGCGCGGGGGAUGCGGUACCUGCACUCCGGGACCCCCGUGCCCCUCAUCCACCGAGACCUCAAGUCCAGCAAUGUGCUGCUGGCACAGCCCGUGGUGGGCGAUGACGUGAGCGGCAAAACGCUGAAAAUCACCGAUUUCGGGCUGGCCCGCGAGUGGCAGCGAACCACCAAGAUGAGCGCGGCCGGCACCUACGCCUGGAUGGCCCCCGAGGUGAUCCGGGCCUCCACCUUCUCCAAGGGCAGCGACGUCUGGAGGUGGGCAGGGUUACGGGUGCUGCUGUGGGAGCUGCUGACCGGGGAGGUGCCGUACCGGGGCAUCGACGGGCUGGCCGUGGCCUACGGCGUGGCCGUGAACAAACUGACCCUGCCCAUCCCGUCCACCUGCCCCCCGCCCUUCGCCCAGCUCAUGGCAGCCUGCUGGGAGCAGGACCCCCACCGGCGGCCGGGCUUCGGGACCAUCCUGCGGCGGCUGGGGGGGCUGGAGCCGGGGGGGCUGGGGCCCCCCGAGUCCUUCCACUCCCUGCAGGAGUCCUGGCGCCGCGAGAUCCAGGGGCUCUUCGACGAGCUGAGGGCGCGGGAGAAGGAGCUGCGCAGCCGGGAGGAGGCCGUGGCCAGGGCCUCGCGGGCGCAGCGCUGCCAGGCCGAGGCGCUGCGGCAGCGCGAGGCCGCCGUGGCGCGCCGCGAGCUGGAGGUGCUGGAGAGGGAGCUCAGCCUCAUGCUCAGGGGACCCCCCCGGCCCCCCCCGGCCCCCAAGAGACGCCGACCCCCCUUUCGGAGGCCACGGAAACCCGCGGAUCUCAUCGGGAUGCCCCAGGAUUUCAAGCACCGCCUGACGGUCCAGGCGUCGCCCGGGGGGGACCCCCGGAGCCACGACCCCGAGGAUGGGCCGGGGGAAUCCCCCCCCUUCCCCCGCCUGCGCGCCAUCCAGCUGGAGCCCGAGGAGGAGGAGGAGCCGCCGCGGGGCCGCGGGGCGCGGGGCAGCGCCCCCAAUGGCAGGCGCCGCCUGCGCCCGGAUGAGACCACCUGGUACCUGGACACGGAGGAGCUGAGCCCGGGGGACGCGGCCCCCAACGGCGAGGCCGGGCCCCCGGAGGCCGAGGAGGGGCGGGGGUCUCGGGGAGGGACCCCCCGGCUGCUGCGGCGGGCGCUGCUGAAGGGCUCGGCCCUGCUGGCGUCGCUGGGGCUGGGCCGGGAGCUGGCGACCCCCGAAUCCCCCCGCAGCCCCCCGCCCUCCCCCGGCCUGCUGCGCCUGUCCCCGCGCCGCUGGGAGCGCACCCUGGGGUCCCCCGAGUCACCCGGGACCCCCGAGACCGCUCGAGCCUGGAGCCCCGCGACCCCCGAGCCCAGUGGAGCGCGGACCCCCGGGACCCCCAGGACCCCCGAGCCGAGCCGAGCCCGGAGCCCCGGGUCCCCUGAUCCCAGCGGAGCCCGGACCCCCGGGACCCCCGGGUCCCCGGAGCCGAGUGGAAUCCGGACCCCCGGGACCCCCAGGACCCCCGGGACCCCCGAGCAGAGGCCAGCCCGGACCCCCAAGACCCUGGAGCUGAAUUGGUCCUGGACCCCCGAGCAACGGGGAGCCAGGACCCCCGCGACCCCCGGGACCCCCGAGCAGGGCCGUGCCCGGACCCCCGGGACCCCCCGGGACCCCUGCCCCGCCCGGCCCCGCCCCUCCCCGCUCCGCCCCCGCAUCGACCCCUGGAGCUUCGUGUCCGCGGGGCCGCGCCGGGCCCCGCCCCCGCCGAGCCCCGCCCCCGAGACCCCUUCACCGACCAAUGAGAGCGCCCGCUGAGCCUUGGACCCGCCCCCGCCACCCUCCGGCGACCAAUGAG